UUUCUUGUCCAAAAAUAUUUAGAAAUAGAUGAAAUUGAGAGUUUUUUUUUUUUUAAAUUUGUUUAGGAUUUAUUUUAAAAUAUUAAUCUUUUUCUACCAACUCAUGAAACUGUUAAUAAUAGUUAAUUUUUGUUUUAGGGUUAGGGUUUUUAUAUAGAAAAGUUGUUGCUUUUGUAGGGAAAGUUAUGGUAGGUGGCUAUUAAUUUGUGAUUUACUGCUGGAUUUUCAACAUUAUGAGGGAGUAAUAAGUUGAUAUUCUUUUAAAUUUUUAGUUAAGUGAACCAUCUAAAUGAGUCUUUCACAGGAUCCACCCAGAUCAUUUUUCCCCUUUGGAAAUCCUUUCCGGAUGAUAUCACCUAAAGGCUCUAAGUUAUCUCCGCAACUACUGGCAGUAUUGGGUGCUUUUGAGGAAUCUCUGGAAGAGAGGCUGAAAAAGCUUAUUCCUAAAAACAAGGAUGAAGUCGCCAGUUUGUCGUGGAUGACUUCGGCUUUGCAGGCACUUUGUGAAAGUCACAAUGACAUUAAAACCCUCAUGACAGACCUUGAGCUUCCCGUGACUGAUUGGGAUGAGAAAUGGAUAGAUGUGUACUUGGACAUUAGUGUGAAGUUGCUGGAUAUGUGCAAUGCAUUUAGCUCUGAGUUAUCACGUCUAAACCAGAGCCGCCUUUUACUUCAGUGCACGUUGCACCAUUUAGGCUCUUCCUCGUCCGAUCAACUUUUUCGGGCAUGCUCUUCACUUGAUGGUUGGAGCCAACAUAUGAGUUCUAAAAACCCUAGAAUCGAAAAAUGUGGCAGCAUUUUGGAUAAUCUGGUUGAGUCAUCUGAUAUGCCAAAGGUUAAAAAGUCAGCAAAAGGUAAGGUUUUGAUGGAAGCUAUAUAUGGAGUAAAGGUGCUGACAGUAUUUGUGUGCAGUGUGUUUGCUACUGCUUUUUCAGGCUCUACAAAGAACUUGAUGGAUAUGGAUGUGGCCGAUCAUUAUUCCUGGGCUCCCGCUUUUAAAGUUCUGCAGAAUCUUAUUAAUGAAAAUAUUAGAGUUAGAUUUUCAAGUGGGAGAUUUACUGUAUUGAAUGAGCUGGAAGCAGUUGAUUUGUCUGUGAGGGAAUUAUACCCUAAUAUCCAAGGUCUUGUACAUACAAUUGAGAAAGAAUCACAUGCAAAAACCGUUGAGAAAUUAGGCAGAGCAAUGGAGAAUUUCUCUCAAGGACUAGAUCUUCUUGCAAAGGAGGUGGAUGGCUUUUUUCAAGUGGUUUUGUCUGGCCGUGAUGCCUUGCUAGCUAAUCUGAGGUCGGUUACUUUCGGCAAUGACCAUAUCUUGGGAGAUAAAAGUGAUGCACAAGUGGUCAAUUGAAUAUGUUGCUGCAUACAUCUGGUAUAUACUUAUGAAUCUAGGUAUUGGGUUUUAUCUUUUGUGAUUGAUAAUGUUAUUCAAUCUUGUUUUACUUAUAUUGAAGUCAUCCUUAGUAUUAAUAGGCUUUAUAGUUGUAUUAUGGAACUGCUGAAGUUUGUAGUCGUGAUAUUCUGUGUAUCGAAUCGAAGUACAAUAAAAAAUGUAUAUAAAAAGUUAUUUAUGGUUAAAGAUGUUGGUUAAGUUGUCACCUACUUACCUUGAAAUCUUGAGAUCCUUUUAAGCUCUCUCAGAUUUGAAGAAAAUCAUCUCAAAUUGAGAACUUUAAUGUGGCAUCUGUUUAUUCCACUUCAUUUGUAGAAGUGACGAGGGUCACACUGAAAUUGAGAAUUUUGAUGCCAGGGCCUACUAUAAUAGUUGUAUCCCCUCAUAAUCAGAUUAUUUAGAUUGUAUUUUCUGUGCAUUAUGGUAGAGUUUGAACAAAAAACUUGAGGGCGUGUUAUUUUUUAAAAUGUUUCAUUAACGUGUAGCCAUUUACUAGUGAGUCUAU
Messenger RNA from Vicia villosa (hairy vetch), 1895 nucleotides. RefSeq names its product protein BPS1, chloroplastic-like. Gene Ontology annotation, biological process: root development; shoot system development. The transcript is spliced from 2 exons. Lineage: Eukaryota; Viridiplantae; Streptophyta; Magnoliopsida; Fabales; Fabaceae. The record is from RefSeq and is a predicted model, not a curated record. Bases 290 to 1348 code for a protein of 352 amino acids.